CGUCUUCUACAGCUAAAAGGGUCGACCACUCCGUCGUUCGUUGUCGAUCGACUUAACCUAACCCUAACCCUAUAGAUCUCCUCUUCCCCUCCUCGCCCUCUUCUACCCGAAUCCUCGAGGCCUCCGCCUCCAUGGCGCCUGGCGAUGCCGAGAUCGAGAUCGUCUCCGACCCCAAGCACAGCCAGAACGGGACCUCAAACCCUAACCCUAACCCCAGCCCCGAUCCGAGCGUCGACGUCGUCGUCGACGUGUGCUCCGCCGCGGCCUACGGCGACUUCGAGAAGCUGCGAGGGUUCGUGGAGAGGGAGGGGCACUCCCUCUCCAAGCCCGAUGGCAACGGCUACUACGCCCUGCAGUGGGCCGCGCUCAACAACUACCCCGACAUCGCCCACUACAUAAUUGAGCAUGGUGGCGAUGUGAAUGCGGUGGACCUGGGGCAGCAGACGGCACUUCAUUGGGCGGCAGUGCGGGGUGCAGUGGCAGUGGCCGAUGUGUUGCUGCAGAAUGGGGCCCGGGUAGAGGCUGCCGACCUCAAUGGGUAUCGGGCAGUUCAUGUUGCAGCACAGUAUGGACAAACAGCAUUCUUAAAUCACAUCAUUUCAAAGUAUGGUGCAGACUUUGAUGCUCCAGAUAAUGAUGGCAGGAGUGCACUUCACUGGGCUGCCUACAAGGGAUAUGCAGAUACUGUUAGGCUACUUUUGUUCAGGGAUGCAUAUCAAGGGAGGCAAGACAAAAAUGGUUGCACCCCGUUACACUGGGCUGCGAUAAGAGGCAGUAUGGAGGUUUGUACGGUUCUUGUACAUGCGGGAACUAAAGCAGAACUUAUGGUGAAGGAUAGUAAUGGAUUUACUCCUAGUGAGCUCGCAUCUGAUAAAGGUCACCGGCAUGUUUCUUAUAUCCUUUCCAAUGCAACAAAGGUGAGCUGUGAAGAUAAAUAUUGUGCUGGAAGGCUCGGACAUAUUGGUUAUGCUCCUAUUCUACUGUCUCUGAUUAUUAUCCUUGUGGUCCUUUUUGUAAAUUCCAUUAUUUUUGCUCCCAAUUUUUCUCGGGUUACUGCUGUUGUCGGACUCUGGGGCUGGACUGGUGUUUCUCUUGCUUUUGGUUCAUUAAUAAUGUUCUACAGAUGUAGCAGCAAGGAUCCUGGUUAUAUCAAACCAAGCAGUGGAGAAUCUACUAGGUUAGUGGGUGGAAAGGAUCCUCUAUUGGACAUCGAUCUCAACAAUUCUUCUGUUUGGACAGGCAAUUGGUCUCAACUCUGCCCCACCUGCAAGAUAAUCCGACCUGUGCGAUCCAAACACUGUCCUACCUGCAAGCACUGUGUGGAGCAAUUUGACCAUCAUUGCCCCUGGAUCUCUAAUUGUGUUGGAAAGAGAAAUAAAUGGGACUUUUUCAUAUUUCUUUGCAUGGGAACUUCAACAACAAUUAUUGGUGCUAUUGUUGCUUUUCACAGGAUUUGGACAGAACCAGUCAUGAUUCCGGCUUCUGAGACAUGGAUCCAUUACAUGGUGACAAAACAUACUGGGGCUGUUUUAUUUCUAUUUUUGGAUGUGUUCUUACUAUCUGGAGCUUCUAUUCUGACAGGUGCACAGGCUUCACAGAUUGCGAGAAACAUCACAACUAACGAGCUGGCAAAUUCAGCUCGCUAUUCUUAUCUUAGAGGACCAGAGGGGCGCUUCCGGAAUCCUUACAACCGUGGCUGCCAUAGGAAUUGUACGGAUUUUUGGGUUAACGGCUAUACAAAUGAUGAAGAAAUCGCUUGGCCGUCACUUAAUCAAGUGGUACGAUGAAAUUAUAUGCCAUGUUUCCAUCAAUUAUUUAUUACUGUUGAGCUCCUUUCCUCAUAUUACUGGAGAAGCGGUGCAUGGAGGGUUAUACAUGUUUCCAAUAUUGGUGAUCUAGUGGACAAUCCCGAGAGGUUUCUAUCAUGGACCAAUCUUUGUAAAAGUAUCAAACUUAGAGUUAUAUUAUUUACAUCAGAUUUCACUGCCCUCUUUUAGGACUGAAGAAGUUUAGAAAUUUUUACAGCAUUUGAUGAACAAGUUAGGAUUUUUACUGUUUACUAGUUACAAUUUGUAUCUGUAUGUAUCGAUCGAUGUACAGUGAGAGAAAAGUCAGGGGUAAGCCAUCCAAUUUAUGCUCCUCCUAUCAUAUUUUUUAGAUUUUUAAGAAAAUAAGGACUUGCUUGCAAAGAACUUUUCGCUGGAAGGCCAUUUUGGAGGAGUUGGAAAUCUUUUCUGUUCUGUUGAUUGCAGCAACACGACAACUUGAAGCACAGGACUUUAGAAAGAGGGAAUUGUUUCCAUUUCUUUGUUUUUUUUUUUCUUUUUUUUGUGUCUGUGACUAUGACUGGAGGAUGAAAUUAUAAGUAUUUGUUGGCGCUAGUCACAUCUUUCUGUUUUUCAAUUAAA
Molecule: messenger RNA, 2408 nt
Organism: Ananas comosus (pineapple)
Lineage: Eukaryota; Viridiplantae; Streptophyta; Magnoliopsida; Poales; Bromeliaceae
Product: probable protein S-acyltransferase 23
Exons: 13
Coding region: 132-1787 (551 amino acids)
Biological process (GO): protein palmitoylation
Cellular component (GO): Golgi membrane
Molecular function (GO): palmitoyltransferase activity; protein binding
Source: RefSeq, a predicted model, not a curated record